This is a messenger RNA of Entrophospora candida, 216 nucleotides long. The record is from the annotation of a GenBank genome assembly. NCBI's taxonomy places the organism in Eukaryota, Fungi, Glomeromycota, Glomeromycetes, Entrophosporales, Entrophosporaceae.
AUGAGCCUUGCUUACUCAAAGUUUUGUACUUCAGCAUUUUUACAUUCCCAUACAGAAUGUUAUCCAUUACAUUAUGAUGGUGGUUGUGUUAGCAGCAAAGGUCAACAAAUGACAGGUUAUCCGCAUAAUGACACAAACAAUCAUUGGCAAAUUAAAAUACCAGGAUCUUUAUUUGAUUCAUCAAGACCAGAAAAUCAAACAUGGUGGUUUUAUUAG